CUCGCCAGACUAGGCAGAAAGGACAGUGUACGAUUGUUCGGGUACCUGCACACCAAUCCAAUCCAAUCCCAUUCUAGAGAGAGAAAAACAGCAUCUCUCUCUCUCUCUCUCUCAUAUUAGUGCAGAUAUAGAGAGAGAAAGUGUAAGUAUAAUCGAAUUCUCCAAGUUCGUUUGGCCAAUCUCUUCUAUAGAGAGAGAGAGAGAGUAUAUAGUUUCAAGUUUGUUGCGAAUUGGAGCUGUGAAGGUAGGGUUUGGAUUGAGAGAGAAUUGAUUGUUGAGAAUCGAUUUGAGGAGGUUGGGGUUUCAGAUGAGAGAUCUGUGUUAAAGCUUCACGAAAAUGGCUUCUUCAGAGCUGUCAUUCAAAGGAAACGCUAGAGGAGGAGGAGAGUGCUUCUCUUCGGGUUACAGUGACCAUAACGAUGGCGCCGGACUGUCUAGGAGCGCUUCCGAGGCGGCGCCGAAGGGUUAUUCCACUGUUUCCGGCGCCGGGAAAGUGGAUCCCGAAACCGCGCUUUACACGGAGCUAUGGCGCGCUUGUGCUGGUCCGCUCGUGACAGUGCCUCGUGAAGGCCAGCGCGUGUUCUAUUUUCCUCAAGGACAUAUUGAGCAGGUCGAGGCAUCAACCAAUCAGGUGGCGGACCAGGAGAUGCCGAUGUAUAAUCUUCCAUCAAAGAUCCUUUGCCGUGUGCUCAAUGUCCAAUUGAAGGCUGAACCGGACACUGAUGAGGUGUUUGCCCAAGUGACCCUGCUUCCUCUAAAAGAAGAUGAGAAUGAGGCGGAGAAAGAACCUAUGCCACCUCCACCACCACGCUUUCAUGUGCAUUCCUUUUGUAAGACCCUAACUGCCUCAGAUACCAGCACUCAUGGUGGAUUUUCGGUGCUAAGACGGCAUGCUGAUGAAUGCCUUCCCCCUCUAGACAUGUCACGGCAACCACCGACUCAAGAGUUGGCCGCAAAGGAUUUGCAUGGAAACGAGUGGCGUUUCAAACAUAUCUUUCGGGGUCAGCCAAGGAGGCACCUACUUCAAAGUGGUUGGAGUGUCUUUGUAAGCUCUAAAAGACUUGUUGCCGGGGAUGCUUUUAUAUUUUUAAGAGGUGAGAAUGGGGAACUUCGCGUUGGAGUAAGACGAGCCAUGAGACAGCAGGCUAAUAUUCCAUCAUCUGUCAUAUCCAGCCACAGCAUGCAUAUUGGUGUCCUUGCAACAGCGUGGCAUGCAUACACGACAGGAACAUUUUUCACAGUCUAUUACAAGCCGAGGACAAGCCCUGCUGAGUUUAUUGUUCCAUUUGAUCAAUACAUGGGAUCUGUCAAGAGUAAUUAUUCUGUAGGGAUGAGGUUCAAAAUGAGAUUUGAAGGUGAAGAAGCUCCAGAACAGAGGUUUACUGGAACAAUUAUUGGGAUUGAAGAUGCUGAUACCAAAAGAUGGGCAGAAUCUAAAUGGAGAUGCCUCAAGGUACGGUGGGAUGAAAAUUCUACCAUUCCUCGUCCGGAGAGAGUCUCACCCUGGAAAAUAGAACCUGCUUUGACUACAGCUGCACUAAAUCCCCUUCCCAUGCCCAGGCUAAAAAGGCCUCGGUCAAGUAUGGUGCCCUCUUCCCCUGACUCCUCUGUUCUUACAAGGGAAGGUUCAUCUAAGAUGACAAUGGACCCUUCACCAGUAAAUGGAUUUUCAAGGGUCUUGCAUGGUCAAGAAUUUUCGACCUUGAGAGGCACUUUUGCAGAGAGUAAUGGAUCGGAUUCUACUGAAAAGCCAGUUGUAUGGCCACCUUCAUUGGAUGAUGAGAAGAUUGACAUGGUGUCUCCUUCACAAAAAUAUGCAUCGGACAAAUGGUUGUCCUCAGUGAGGCAUGACUCAACCUUCACAGAUCUAUUUUCAGGUUUUGGGGCCCAAACCAACUCCUCCCACAAGUCGAUAAAAGUCAAUUUACCAGAUCGGGAAGGCAAGUUCAAUUUUCUUGCUAGCAAUUGGUCUGUAACACCUUCAGCCCUCUCACUCAACUUGUUAGAUUCUAGCAUGAAAGCUCAUGUGCAAAGCAGUGAUGUGCCUUGCCAUUCACGAGAUGUCAGAUAUGGUGGUUUUACUGAGUAUUCCUUGCUUACUGGUCAAAAACCUGAGCAGCAUCAAGGAAAUUGGUCGAGGGAACCACCACUUCAAUCAUAUCUUCAUAUUCCCACUCAGUCAAGAGGGCUGAUGCCUCGGCCUGUACUGGUACAACAAUCUGAAGCAGUGAAACCUAAAGAUGGGAAUUGCAGACUCUUUGGUAUACCACUCAUCAGUAAUCAUGUAACAACGGAGCCAGCACACUCGCAUAAAACUACUAUUGAAACCGAUCAAAGGUCUGAACAAAUAAAGGGUGUAAACGUGGCAGAUCAACCACUUCCUAGUGUUGAGCAGGAAAAACCAUCCCAAACGUGUCAGCCACUUGUGAGGGAUUGCCUUGGGAAAUUCCAGGGUGGUUCAACAAGGAGUUUUACCAAGGUUCAUAAGCAGGGGAUUGCUCUCGGUAGGUCUGUGGACCUUACCAAGUUCAGUAACUAUGAAGAAUUGAUUGCCGAGCUGGAUCAGUUAUUCGAAUUUAAUGGUGAAUUGAAGGCAAGGAACAAGAAUUGGUUGAUUGUAUUCACUGAUGAUGAGGGUGAUAUGAUGCUUGUUGGAGAUGAUCCAUGGCCGGAAUUUUGUGGCAUGGUUCGCAAGAUCAACAUCUAUACUCGGGAAGAGGUGCAGCGGAUGAACCCAGGGACCCUGAAUUCAAAGGGUGAGGAAAAUUCGUUACUUGGAGAAGGUAUGGAUGGAAAAGAAAUGAAGAAUACGCUGCUUCCUACGGUUUCUGUUCCUGAGAAAUGUUAGCUUCUUUUGCAUCUACAUCUACUUAGUUACCAAGAUGGUUCUAGCGUGUUGCGUUUUUACUAUUUUUUGUUGGGGGGAAUACAUUCAUUCAAAUGAAUUCAGAUUCGUGCAGAGUCAUUCCCUUCACCAUUUGGGUGCCAAUCUAUGGCUUAAAAUAGAUAAUUACAAUUUUGGACAUGUUUUGGAGCGGUAAUGUUGUAUGUUGCCUCUUAUUGUUACAUAGUUUACGUACGUGUAUUUUCAGCUAGGCUAUUGCUAUCUUCCAUUGUCGAACGGUUCCUCCUUUUGUACAGAGCCUCAAUUUCUGCAUGUAAUUAUGUCUCAUACAUUGCCUUUUCUUGAUCUCAUAUGAUCUCCAAAUGUGAAACUACUUCAUGUUGGUAUGUAUGAAUGGUGACCUGAUUGUAAUUGGUAA
Messenger RNA from Camellia sinensis, 3263 nucleotides. RefSeq names its product auxin response factor 2B. NCBI's taxonomy places the organism in Eukaryota, Viridiplantae, Streptophyta, Magnoliopsida, Ericales, Theaceae. Gene Ontology annotation, biological process: response to hormone; regulation of DNA-templated transcription. Gene Ontology annotation, molecular function: DNA binding. Gene Ontology annotation, cellular component: nucleus. The record is from RefSeq and is a predicted model, not a curated record.